AUGGCCGUCGUGAGAUCUAUUGUCAUGGUUUUAGCUCUAGCUUUUGUGGCGUGCAGUGUGUGUGUGUGUGCAGAGAGCAGGCAGCUGGGGGAGAAGAAUCAGGCCAGCGACGAGUUGAAGAAGCCGAAGUGGUUCUUCGACGAUAAUGAUGGUCGGAUCGAUAGAGCAGCCAGUGGUUACGGAGGAAGGACAGGGUUUAGCUAUGGACCCUCUUUUAGCUUCGGAAAAGGAGUGGGUUUCAGUUCUAGUUCUGGGACGCUUGGCGUUCAUGGUCUUCAGAAGCCUGAUUGUGUUGGGAAGGGCGGUGGAGGUGGUACAAAGAAACACCGCAAAAGGGAAAAGAAUCAUCACCACGGGGGAGGUGGCGGAGGCGGUGGAGGUGGUGGCAUUGGCGGGGGUGGUGGUGCAGGAGAAGGUGUAGGGGGUGGAAUUGGAAAAGGAAGUGGUGGAGGCACUGGAGGGGGUGGAGGUGGCGCUGGAGGAGUUGGUGGUGGUGGAGGCGCUGGAGGUGCCUCUGGAGGAGGUGGUGGAUUCGGUGGCGGUGGAGGAGGAAUUGGUGGAGGGAUUGGAAAAGGAGGUGGUGGAGGAAUUGGCGGUGGAGUCGGAGGUGGCAUUGGUGGUGGCAUCGGUGGUGGUGGAGGUGUUGGAGGAGGGGGAGGCAUUGGCGGCGGAGGCGGCGGUGGAGGCGGUGGUGGUGGUGGGAUUGGGAAAGGCAGUGGUGUCGGUGGCGGGAUUGGUGGUGGUGGAAGCAUUGGAGGUGGCAUUGGUGGUGGAGGCGGUGCUGGUGGAGGAGUUGGUGGUGGAACUGGUGGGGGAUUUGGAGGCGGCAUAGGCGGCGGUGGAUGGAUAGGAGGCGGAAUCGGUGGGGGAGGAGGUGGCGGCGAUGGAGGUAUCGGUGGGGGUGUAGGAGGUAGGGUUGAUGCUGGAGUUGGCAUUGGCGGCGGCGGCAGAGGAGGUGGUGGAGGCGGUGGUAGAGGAGGCAUCGGCGGUGGAGCCGGUUCUGGUGGUGGGAUCGGCAAAUUUGGUGACUCCGUUCAGCUCGCGGAAAAUCCAUGA
Rhodamnia argentea is the source of this 1056-nucleotide messenger RNA. RefSeq names its product glycine-rich cell wall structural protein 1-like. NCBI's taxonomy places the organism in Eukaryota, Viridiplantae, Streptophyta, Magnoliopsida, Myrtales, Myrtaceae. The transcript has a single exon. The record is from RefSeq and is a predicted model, not a curated record. The coding region runs from base 1 to 1056 and encodes 351 amino acids.